This is a messenger RNA of Drosophila erecta, 622 nucleotides long. RefSeq lists its product as uncharacterized. Bases 154 to 369 code for a protein of 71 amino acids. The transcript has 2 exons. The record is from RefSeq and is a predicted model, not a curated record. Lineage: Eukaryota; Metazoa; Arthropoda; Insecta; Diptera; Drosophilidae.
CUAGAAACGCUUUUGGCCAACAGGCAGCCUUUUCUACAUUAUUCAUUCUAUUUCAACCAAUGGGAACAUAGUACCAUUCUAAAUUUUAAAAUUUUAGGUCUACCAAAUUUGUAAAUUUUAUACCCCGAUUAGCUAGAUUUUUUAUACCCUAAGAUGCGGAUGCUUUGCGACAGACUUUCCGCCCUGACGGCUGGUGCCAUGGUCGGCGUUUGGUACGCCCAGAACUUCCCCUGCGAGAUUCCCGCGGACGUCCAGGAUAAGGGCAAGGACAAGGCCAAGAGCAAGGACAAGGGGAAAGAGAAGGAAAAGGGGAAGGAUGGUGGCCAGGACAAGAGCAAGGACAAGGGCAAGGAGAAAGGCAAGGAGUAGGGAUAAGAAUACAGCUAAAUCGUGUGGGAAAAGUUAACCAUUUAGACAAAAACGAAACGAUACGCAUGAGCAAAACUCCAACGUAGACGAAGCAAUUAGCAAGAAAAGACAAAGUUUGAAGUAAAUGACCAUUGAAACGGUACGAGAGUUGCUCUGAAAAUGCUUUUGAAAGAGCUCUGUUUAUAUGGUUUUAUUAAGACUUGCUCUAAAGCAAUUAAAUAAAUAUACGAAAUGCGCAUUGUAUCAUCUUAAA